Apis florea (little honeybee) is the source of this 3222-nucleotide messenger RNA. It is a transcript of the gene Lmpt, whose product is annotated as four and a half LIM domains protein limpet. Gene Ontology annotation, cellular component: nucleus; Z disc. Gene Ontology annotation, molecular function: zinc ion binding; transcription coregulator activity. The record is from RefSeq and is a predicted model, not a curated record. Lineage: Eukaryota; Metazoa; Arthropoda; Insecta; Hymenoptera; Apidae.
CUCUCUCUCUCUCUCUCUCUCUCUCUCUCUCUCUCUCUCUCUCUCUCUCUCUCUCUCUCUCUCUCUCGACCGCGACACCGAUUCGUCGAUCCCGCGGAUACGACUUUAUCGUAGGAUCGAUGAGACACAGCGAGACCGCGACGCGCGAUUUUCUCUCGUUUGUCGUCGUUUUCGUGGCGGUGGGACGAUCCUCGAGAGCCUCGUCCCAACCGAGUUCCUUGACCGAGUACACCGAUGUCGCUCCCCGCCGAAUCGUUGGCAGUUGGGUAGUUGCCACUGGAAGUAGAACCACGGAUCGGAUACAUCGGUACAUGACAUGUGACCGAGCUGUGCCUCCUCUCCAACUCUUCGCCGCACGGGUCAAACGUACCACGAUUCGUGAGAUACGCGAUCGAAGAUUAGUUCAUCGGAUCGGUCAUCGAAAGCCGGGAUCAGAGAGGAAGAGGAAGGGAAAGAACGCGUAGGGACGCGUGGAAAAGUUUCGUCGCGAGCGUGAUGACGUCUCGCGUUCGUGGCUGUUCGUCGGACGCGAAGGAAGGAUCGAAGAUGAGCUCGUUAUCAACGCGCGCCAAGGAUCGUUUCCGCGACGAGGAUCGUCGGGAGGAUCGUCGGCCGUCCAACUGGCCGUCCAAGAGCAGCAGCAGCGUCGGGAAUCGUUACCAUUUCGGGAUGACGACGAGGAACGAGGAGAAGGACGAGGUGGGCAAGAACGGCGAGCUGAGAGACUACGAGGAAGACUACGGGGACGCGGACGUGUUGUACAAAAAGAGCAAGGAACACUUUGGCGCGUGGGAUAUCAAGGACAUAGUGCAGGAGGAGAGUUUCGGGUCGAGGAGGCAGACGGAUCGAGGAUUGACGAACGGCCGGUCGAGAACGCAAGAUCGGUGUUGCGUGAUCGACGACGACGACGGGUUCGAUCGGGAACAAGUUGCUGGAUCGCAUAGGUCGAGGAAAAAGGUGGAGAGCUCGGAUGGCUCGUCGAGAUCGGGUCGUCGCACGUCGACGACGACGAGGGACGACGAGAUGGAACUUUCGAAAGAGAUGGAGAGUUUGGCCGUGGACGGAAGAUCGGGCGAGGAUCGAGGGAUCAAGACGAUGAUCGAGCGGUUCAAGCGCAGGGAAGAGGAUAGGUCCACGAAGUUACGAGGUAAGGAGUGCAACUCGAUCGGUACCACCGAGAAGGAGGAGGAGGGGUACGGGUCGAGAAGUGGAGGUCGAGGUGAACUUCGUACAGAUCGUGUCACGGAUAUUAACGAUCGCGAUAGAGGCAGGAUCCAGAAAGACGAUCCGGCGGAGGAGCGCGGACGAUCCAGAGGAUCCAAGUUGGGAGGGGCGGAGAAAUACGGGCAAGCGGAGGUCGGCAGAAGUCGUUCCGUGGAUCGAAGGAUGGAAAAGUUGAACGACGCGAGAAAGACGCGUUCGAAGGAUACGGUGGAGGACGACGUUUCUCGGAGGAGAGAGAACAAUUUAAGGAGACGAAGUUACAUCUACGACGGUAGCCCGGAUGAUUUCGAGGUGAGGAUACAGAGGUACGAGAGAGGUGGUGGGGUCGAUCCCUCGCCGAGGAGGGAUUCGUUCAAGGAUCCUCACGAUCGACGGGUAACUGGGAAGAGUUCGUUCAACAACGAGUCUUGCGACCCGAGAAGGAACCGCUCUCGGGAUCGCGAGAGCCCUACGGGAAAGAAUUCGUUCAAAAGCCAGGACGGGGAGAAGAAAUACUCGGCAAGGGAUCCGGAACGACACGUUUCCAGAAAGAGUUGGUCGAAGGAGCAAGGUUACGAAGGAGCCGGGAGGAAGAAUUCCUUCAAGGAAUCGGAUUCGGACUACGGAAGAAUUUUGCCUUUGAAGAAUCGAGACGUCGACGAGAAGGAGAAAGAGAAGGAGGAGGAGGAGGAGGAGGAGGAGGAGGAGAGGAAGCGAUCGCUCAAAGGGCGUAAUUCCGAUACCGGAGUCAGUCGAAUCACUUUCGUGAAACAACGGGACGCCGAUUCGAGCAGAGUACAAGGCUCGUACAAGGAUCGGGAGGCGGACUCAGGGACGUUGAGGGUGAGCUUCGACGAGGAUCGCCAAGUCGCGGGGGGGCGUAAGAACUCGUUGAAAGAAAAGAGCGUAGAAUUUGGCGGGAUCUCGUACAGAGAUGAGAAGGAGGAGGGGGAUCGAAGAUCGGGCGGGCACAAGACGACGGCUCGGGGCGACAACGAGGCGAGUAGAGCCGGCCGAUCUUUUCGAAACUUGGACGAGAAGGCGAGAAGGAGGCAAUCGCCCAAUGGCCGGUACGUGGAAUUCGGCGGUGUCUGUUUUCAGAGCGAGGAGGACUCGUUGGAGCGGGCGAGCCCUUCCAACUACGAUCGAGACCACGAUUCGGAGAGGAAAAGCUGGUCGAGGGAACGGGGGGAGGAUCCCUCGUCGUCGUCGUCGAGGAGGCGAACGUCCUCGAGGAACCGGGAAGAGGGCGACACCGCGAAAAGACGCGCGGACAGGCAUUCGAGAGCGUUGACACCGCCGAAAGGGAGGGAGGAGCGCGAGGAAUUCGAUUCGAAGGCAUGGCACGAGAGCAACCGGAUUUUCGCCGCCAACUACAUCCGAGAGAACAGCAGAUACCGGGCGAAUCCGGAUGGGCGUUCGGAGAUCGAUCGAGAUCCCUCUCCCGAAUUCGAGAUCCAAGAAUGGCGGGACAACAGGAGGCGUUCGAGCGAACAAGUUGGAGGGUCGAACGAGUUGGAGGAGGACUCGAAGCCUCGGGCGUACGCGUUGGGAAACGGGGAACAUGGUUCGAGAGAUACGCGCGAGAGCGGAUACGCGUCCCACGAAGGGAGGAACGGGGCGACGAUCAUCAGGAUUAGAUCGAGCCCGGAAACGGGCGUCGAGAGGACGAGACGUCGUCGUCGUCCUGCGCAGGACGCGUACGCGGGAAGACGGAGGCAUCGCGAGGGCGAAGAGGACAGCGAGGAGGACGGGGAGGAGGAGGAGGAGGAGGAGGAGGGCGAUGAUCGGCACAGAGGGUUCCAGCGAGGAGGAGACGGAGGGUUUAUACCUGGAAGAGGCGUUUCCACACCUUCGAGAAGAGUCUGGAAUUACCGCGAAGGGGUAUGGCAUUUUCAUGAGUCAAUCGCGUUCGAUCGAUCGUUUAUGGUUCAGAAGCGGGAAGCGAUAUUCAUAAAUCGAUGGAGACGAUGAAAAGAGACGUGGUAAUUCUCGUAAAAAUAAAAAAAAAAAAAGAAA